This is a messenger RNA of Candidozyma duobushaemuli, 1446 nucleotides long. RefSeq lists its product as uncharacterized. Bases 1 to 1446 code for a protein of 481 amino acids. The transcript has a single exon. NCBI's taxonomy places the organism in Eukaryota, Fungi, Ascomycota, Pichiomycetes, Serinales, Metschnikowiaceae. The record is from RefSeq and is a predicted model, not a curated record.
AUGAGUUCCCUGAAUGGAUUGGGGAAUGGCGGCCUGCUUAAUUCCUUUGAUGGUCUAUAUAAAGGCUUUCUUGGAGGCGGCUCUAAUGAAGAAUUGAAAAGGCACGUCGCCCAAAAUGGCCUUUCUCCAGAACAGUAUACCACUGUGUUGAAGGACCUCAGACACGGUCUACAAUGGACCAACGGGGCUUACGAUUUCCUUAAAACCACCGAGGAUUCUCCGAAACUUCCAUUCCUACAGUUGGCUGUUUUGGUCUAUGACCAAUUGACUGAAGAAGACAAGCUCGAUAUCCUCGUGCUUGUAUCCCAAUACUUGAAUCCAUGGGUUCCAUGGAGCAACGUCAAAUUGGCCACCGAGGCGGCAAAACUACAACCAGAAUACGAAAAACUAGCCCUUCCGUUUUUGGAAAAAAUUAGACCUUCCCUUCUAUCGAUCCCCAACGUAAAGGUCUCCCUGAGUGGAUACAGAAGAACAGGUCUAGGUGCCAGUGGUCUCCGUCCAUCGCUUGGAUUUUCGGGCAUUGGAAGUAGCAUAUUUGAGGAUGAUAAGCGGAAGGAGUGGAAAACGCUGCAAAACAUCACCGCCUUAUCUACUGUUUAUGGCUUUCUUGCUGUGCCUGAUGACAGUCUAGAUUUCCAGGCAAACUGGCCCAUAGCCAUUACCUUCAUCCUCAACGUUCUUGAUGACUCAGAUCCCGUGUUUCGUGCACAGGGCUGCCAUUUGGUCGAGCGGGUCUUGAAUACUGGCCAUGAGAAGGUGUUGAUCAGGUCGGGGCAUGUGGACCUCUUUCUUGAAUCCACAGAAUCGUGCCUCCACUAUUUGCCGAGCCUCACGCCAGCAGAUGUAUCUUUGCAUCUUUUGAGUGCAGCAUACCCGCUACUUUACCGGUUGAUGGAGCUUCGAGAGAAACCUAUAUCGUCUUACACUGCUGUUCUCGAGAAGAACAUACUCAGUUCCAUCUCACACGUUCAAGGAAGGGAAAGCGAAAACGGCGCCAACAGGGUCUUGACAUUUUUGCUCAAACAGGCUGAAAAUCUAAUAAGGCAGCGUCUUGGAGGAGCUGUUCUAGGCGGCUUUCUGAGACUCAACUACACGCUUUGUCAGUUAAUCACGAAUCCAUUUUUGAUUGAUGCCGAUGGCGGAGCAGAGGUCGUUGACCUGGCUCUUCUGGUGCAGAAUGCCAGUGUGGAAGCUUUCAAGGAGGCUCAAGACAAACAGGGAAGGGAACUUUUUGGGUCUCAUAAGUAUGAUCUUCUUGGGUCCUGGAUUGUGCUUCUUCGGCGAGUGGAGAAGUUCAAGGUGGGAACGAAAUCCACGAAAGGCGUUAUUGUGGAGAACAUCAGGGGACUUUCAGACAUAGUGGGGCCUGAACUUCAGCAGGACUACGAGGCAGCGUUGGAACUGAGUCCAGGUACUCUACCAACAUGGGAUGAUCUUUUGAAGUAG